Messenger RNA from Pecten maximus, 7179 nucleotides. RefSeq lists its product as uncharacterized. Gene Ontology annotation, molecular function: zinc ion binding; nucleic acid binding. Gene Ontology annotation, biological process: DNA integration. The record is from RefSeq and is a predicted model, not a curated record. NCBI's taxonomy places the organism in Eukaryota, Metazoa, Mollusca, Bivalvia, Pectinida, Pectinidae. The transcript is spliced from 2 exons. The coding region runs from base 1407 to 5570 and encodes 1387 amino acids.
GAUAUGACAUGUAGGUAGUUACCCUUUCCUCAGAUAUAGAUUGAACUACGAUUUUACCGUAAAUAUAAAUAGUGUUACUUUACGUGAUUUGAAUUUACCCGCCUAAAAUCCAGACCGUGGUUUAGAAUGUAUAUACCUGUUGCCACGGGGUUCACUUGUACAAAACCGGGUGGGAGGUUUUAGCCAAUCAGAAUUAAGAUAGGCCGAUCUCCGGGCAGAGGAGAAAAACACGAUCCACCUGGGCGGCACGUUGCUGAAAGCAGCAACAAGUGUAUGGAGAUAUUUCAUUGUUUCACUAGUAUUUGACCAUGGAAAUGCUCCGUGGAGGCAGAGUGAUGGGGUGAACGCGAGGAUGGGGACCUGACCAGGACAGCGGGGCAUGACUUAGGCCAGUAUCAGCUCUAGGCAUCUUCAUGGGCGAACGACCUGUAUACUGUGGCAGUUUGAGUGUACGUCGUACAGCUGACCACACGGACCAUCCCUCUACGGCUCAUAUAUCUAUGCGGCACUCCAACGUAGACGGCGAUACACCUGGGGUUCACGCACCGAGACUCUCAUCUUGAUGGAAUGCGGUAACCAAUACAGUGGCUUCCAAUAUGUGAUGUUCUGAACUGAACUGUGUAAUUGAACUGUGUACUGGAACUAAUUACAACCCUUUAUUCUACGGACACGGAAUUGAGUUGAAUUAUGUGACAUUCUAGGGUAAAUUGAAUAGAACUCUAAUAUUAAUUCAUGAAAAGUAUUCAUGGUAAGGUUAUACGCAGGCUAGUCAAUAGUUUAUCAUACUGGUAAUUUUGUAAUAUGUGGUAAAAGACGUGGUGUACGUUUGCUCUAGUCAUAUUGUAUCAUUGAAAUACUUGGUGGCCACAGCAGCCAGUAUUGUUAUUUUUCCUAUCUGGCGUGUGGAAGUAAAUCAUUAGGGAUGGAAUUCCUGAGAUUAUAGUACUUUACUUAUGUUGAAUAUUUGUAUAUAAAUUGUUACUUGAAAAUUUAUCUCUGGGUUUGUGUAUUCCUUUCACUUGGCACCAGACCUUCGGCUAACUCUACAUUUAUGGUGGCAGCGGUGGGAUGCCUAUCAGUGUUGGUGCUUGUAGUGAAGGAAUUAUUUUUUCCUAUUUUUUAAGCCCAUUGUGAACUUUGAAACUUAAGUGGAGUGAAGAAUUUUUUUUCUUGGUUGUAAAAUGGAUUAAUCCGUAGUCUUGGGUGAAUACUAGAAAGUAUUGUGAAUAAGGUCAUCAGAGUCCAGUAAUUAUUUUUAUAUUUUUUUUAUACAUAUAUAUAUAUAAAAAAGAAAAAAAAACAAUUUUGGGUAGUUAGGGAAUUGGUCAGUAGUCAGUGUCCUGGUCAGGUCUCUCAUAUUUAUAUGAUUAGCUAUAUACUUAUUGUAGCAAAGUUCAUAGCACGGCAUGGAAAUGAUGCAAGGUUGGAUCGACUUGGGGACCAAGUUGGGUCUGGAGGACGAGGCAUUACAGGACUUUGUCAAGGAACAGCAGGACCGCGAACGUGAGGAGAGAGCGGCUGUUAGAGAGGAGCUCCGACUUAAGGAGGAGAGGGAGCUAAAACUAAUGGAGUUAACGGUACAGGAGAAGACCGAGGCGGUAAGACUCCAAACUAUGGCGAGAGGGAGAGAGGAAGAGAAAGCUAGGUUGGGAAGGUACAAUCCCAAAUUACCUCCCUUUGAUGAAACAAAGGAUGAUUUGGACUCCUACCUAAGGAGAUUUGAAACUUUUGUGUUAGCACAGGGCUGGGAUGAGGAGAACUGGGCGGUGGCUCUUAGUACAUUACUCAAGGGAAAGGCCUUGGAAGUUUUCUCAAGGUUGUCGCCAGAGACAGCUCUGCACUAUCGUUUGCUUAAGGAAGCAUUAUUGAAGCGGUUUGACUAUACAGAGGAUGGAUUUCGUAAGAAAUUUCGUGAGAGUAGAGUAGAUGAUAGAGAGACUUUUUCACAGUUUGCUGUGCGUCUGGAAAAUUAUUUUACUCGUUGGUUAGAUAUGGCCAAGUGUAGCAAGACAUAUGACGCGUUGAAAGAUCUUGUUAUUCGCGAACAGCUGCUUAUGUUGUGUCAAAAGGAACUAGUUAUAUUCCUUAAGGAAAGGAAACCAGAUUCAAUAGAACAGCUUUCACUACUGGCAGACCAGUUCAUGGAAGCUAGAAGACAACCAGCCAAAAACGUUAUGGUAAGGAAUUCUCCCUUCAGUAAACCCGUGACUCAACAUACCAGCAAUGCUAAUGGUGGCCCUAACCGAUCCAGUGGAAAUCCCUCUACAGGAAAUAGGAGCACAAACCCUACGUACACGGAUACUAGGAAGUGUUUCAACUGUCAAGGUAUUGGUCACAUCGCGGCUAAGUGUCCCAAUAGAGGAACAAAGGGGAAGUCUAUGGCAAUACAGAGUCCAGAACCAAGUUUACCAGUGAAGAGUGGGUUGUUGGGAGACUGUAAAGUCAGUGUACUGAGAGAUACGGGAUGUAGUGGCAUAGUCGUGCGCAGUAACUUGGUAGGAAAGUCUCAAUACUUGGGUUACAAUAAGACCUGUAAGUUGGCUGAUGGUACUGAAUUAACCCUUCCUGUAGCUGAGGUGUAUAUAUGCUCUCCAUUUUUCACAGGAAAGGCCGAAGUAUGGUUGAUGGAGAAUCCUGUGUAUGAUGUGUUGAUAGGAAACGUACAAGGGGCAAAGGAGCCAGACGUACCAGAUGUGGUUGCAGCAGUACAGACACGAGCUCAGAUUCGGGAACAACAGCAGGGUACAAAACCUCUGAAGGUUCCACCUCUUCUAAAGAAAGUCGCUUCGAGAACGGACAUGAUCCAAGCACAGAUGGAUGACCAGUCAUUAAAAAACCUUCAUGAUCUUGCACGACAGGGAAAGAUAAAGGAAACUCCUAAUGGGAAUGUUUCUUGUUUUACAUACCGGAAAGGUCUGCUGUAUCGGAAGAUAGAGAAACUAGGGGAAAUAACCCAUCAGGUGGUGGUGCCUAGUCCAUUCAGAGAAGCUGUCCUACAACUAGCACACGACGGCAUCAUGGCGGGGCACAUGGGAAUCAAAAGGACUACUGAGAGAGUCAUGUCGGGAUUCUUUUGGCCUGGAUGUAAAAUAGAUGUAUCUAGAUACUGUAAAUCGUGUGACAUAUGCCAACGAACCAUACAGAAAGGACGUGUUAACAAAGCACCGCUUGGAGAAAUGCCAAUCAUAGGGCAAGCUUUUGAAAGGGUAGCAGUAGAUUUAAUUGGACCUCUGAUUCCUGCUUCAGAUAGAGGACACAGGUACAUAUUAACUCUUGUAGACUUUGCAACCAGAUAUCCAGAGGCUGUACCUUUAAAGAAAAUUGACACAGAAGGCGUGGCGGAUGCAUUGCUUGACAUAUUUAGCCGUGUUGGGGUCCCCAGAGAAAUCCUCAGUGAUCGAGGCGGACAAUUUACCUCGGAAAUGAUGGCUGAAGUUAGUAGGUUGCUUUCCAUGAAGCAGCUAGUUACUACGCCUUAUCACCCAGCAUGCAACGGCUUAGUCGAGAGAUAUAAUGGCACACUGAAGUCAAUGUUGAAGAGGAUGUGCACGGAACGUCCAAAAGAUUGGGACCGUUAUGUAAGUCCACUUCUUUUUGCGUAUCGCGAGGUACCGCAGGAGUCAUUAGGGUUUGCGCCAUUUGAACUCCUUUUUGGCCGGACAAUACGAGGACCUAUGGAAAUCUUAGGAGAACUCUGGACCAAGGAUGUUGAUAACUCGGAAACCAAAACCACUUAUCAAGACGUGCUUGACCUGAAAGAAAAGCUAGAAGAAACGUGCCAGCUAGCGCGGGAAAAUCUUACGCGAGCAAGGAGAGUACAGAAGAAACAGUACGACAGAAAUGCCAGGAGGAAAGACCUCGGAGAAGGCGACAAGGUACUAGUUCUACUACCUACAAAAAGCAACAAACUCGAACUGCAAUGGAAGGGACCUUUUCAAGUUGUCAAGGCAACCAAUUUGGACUACAAAAUUGACAUGGGUAAUAAAAUCAAAACUUUUCAUGCAAACAUGCUUCAGAAGUAUGUGGAGAGAGAGACAGCUCAGACUACAUAUAGCAGACAGCAGGAAAAAGGAAUUUUAGCUGCGGUGUCAUUGUCUGUUGUUGAGGAAACGUCUGAGGAGGUUUACCCUAUUCCAAUGCCAGGAAUAGAGUCAUCAGAGUCGGUAGAGGAUUGUCAUGUGUCAGAGACGCUUGAGGAUACAGCUCAACAACAAAUGAGGUCAUUACUACAGGAAUUUAGUGAUGUUAUGACGGAUCUUCCUGGCUGUACACCAUUAACGAAACAUGACAUUCGGACAACUACAGAUCAGCCUGUAAGGGUGAAACCCUACCCGGUGCCAUAUCAGGUGACCGAGACAAUUAAAAGGGAGCUUCAUAAAAUGUUGGAAAUGGACAUUAUAGAGAAAUCAGAUUCUGACUACAGCUCACCUGUCGUUCUGGUACGGAAAAAGGAUGGAACGUGUCGGUUCUGUGUGGACUACCGUCAAUUGAACAAGAUAACCAUCUUUGACGCGGAACCAAUGCCAUCGACAGAGGACUUGUUUGUAAAGUUGGCCAGAUGCAAGUACCUAAGCAAGAUAGACUUAAGCAAGGGAUAUUGGCAGGUGCCUAUGACGGAUCAGGCAAAACGACGUAGUGCAUUUACAACACCCAUGGGUCUUUAUCAGUUUAAGGUGAUGAGUUUUGGGUUAGUCAACGCACCUGCAACUUUUAGUCGGCUAAUGAGGAAGGUGUUGGAAGGAAUGAAUGACUUGGAUAAUUUCCUGGAUGAUAUACUGGUGUUCACAGUCACAUGGGAGGAACACCUUGAAAGCCUACACAGCCUACUCCAACGCUUGCGGGACUCAAAACUCACAGCAAGGCCAACGAAAUGUUUCUUUGGUUACGAGGAGCUGGAAUGCUUAGGACACAUGGUGGGACAAGGUACACUACGACCUGUGGCAGAAAAACUUGAUUCCAUUCAGCGAGCACCUGUACCCUCGACAAAACGGCAAGUGAGAUCAUUUAUCGGACUAGCCAGCUACUACCGCAAAUUUAUUCCGAAUUUUGCGGCUAUUGCCGUCCCCCUUACAGAUCUUACCAAAAAGGGAAUGCCCAACAAAGUGAUAUGGGAGGUUGCACAAGAGGAAGCGUUCAACACUCUCAAAGAUCUGCUUAUGUCGGAACCAGUAUUACGUCUGCCUGAUCUUGACAAGGAGUUUACACUUAGAACAGAUGCAUCAGAUCUGGGUCUAGGGGCAAUACUACUCCAAGAAUGUGAUGGAAAAUUUCACCCGAUUGCUUAUGCCAGCAGAAAACUGUUACCUAGGGAACGCAGAUAUGCGGUCAUGGAGAAGGAGUGUCUGGCCUUGGUAUGGGGUGUUAUGAAAUUCCAGCGAUACUUGCUUGGCAAGGAAUUUUGUGUAGAGACAGACCACCAACCAUUGACUUGCCUCAGCAAAAGCAAGGUAGCGAAUGCAAGGAUCAUGAGGUGGGCCAUGCUCCUGCAACCAUUUAGGAUGAGGAUUAAGGCAAUCCCAGGCAGAGACAAUGUCGGUGCAGACUAUCUGAGUCGGGCUAUGAACGAAUAGUGUAGUUGCCAUUAUACAGUAUGUUGCCAUUAUACAGUAUAGGUGGAAGUAGACAGUGACUUACCAUUUUAGAUGGACAUUUUUUAUAUGGUAUGUCAAGAUGGGGGUUAAGAUGCUUUGUUUGUAUAUAUAGAAGUAGUGGAUGCUACUUAUUCACAGCAUUGAUCAUAAGGUACGCACAUACUCUAGAAAGGGGGAAGUGUCAAGAUAUGACAUGUAGGUAGUUACCCUUUUCACAGAUAUAGAUUGAACUACGAUUUUACCGUAAAUAUAAAUAGUGUUACUUUACGUGAUUUGAAUUUACCCGCCUAAAAUCCAGACCGUGGUUUAGAAUGUAUAUACCUGUUGCCACGGGGUUCACUUGUAUAAAACCGGGUGGGAGGUUUUAGCCAAUCAGAAUUAAGAUAGGCCGAUCUCCGGGCAGAGGAGAAAAACACGAUCCACCUGGGCGGCACGUUGCUGAAAGCAGCAACAAGUGUAUGGAGAUAUUUCAUUGUUUCACUAGUAUUUGACCAUGGAAAUGUGAGUACAGUUUGUAUUUUGUCAUUCUGUCACUGCAGGUUCAUGUAUUUUUGAGUGUCAGUCCGUUUUUUUUUUGGUAAUAAUUGGCUAUUUCUUGUAAGUGAGGCGAGACUCGAGCUGGGCGCUCGAGCACAUGUUUGUAAGCAGUAUUCGCACUUCACAAUGUUGUACAGUAACAAUAUCAUAUUAAAUUGUUGACAAAAUGUUAAAGGAAGACCAGUAGUAGGUAAUAUUUCACUGUCAGUGAAUAAUAUACUUAUAUUUUGUAUUUUGUAAGGGAAAGAUAAAACUUAAGGUCACGUUAGGUCACGUAGGUCACGUUUCACUUCCGGUGUCACCGGAAGCUUCCUAUAAAAUGUAAACAUAGUCUGUUGUAAAGAGAAAGUAACAAUAAGUUUGGUCUGGCAGGCUCCAUGGAGGUAGAGUGAUGGGGUGAACGUGAGGAUGGGGACCUGACCAGGACAGCGGGGCAUGACUUAGGCCAGUAUCAGCUCUAGGCAUCUUCAUGGGCGAACGACCUGUAUACUGUGGCAGUUUGAGUGUACGUCGUACAGCUGACCACACGGACCAUCCCUCUACGGCUCAUAUACCUAAGCGGCACUACAACGUAGACGGCGAUACACCUGGGGUUCACGCACCGAGACUCUCUCAUCUUGCUGGAAUGCGGUAACAAAUACAGUGGCUUCCAAUAUGUGAUGUUCUGAACUGAACUGUGUAUUUGAAUUGUGUACUGGAACUAAUUACAACCAUUUAUUCUACGGACACGGAAUUGAGUUGAAUUAUGUGACAUUCUAGGGUAAAUUGAAUAGAACUCUAAUAUUAAUUCAUGAAAAGUAUUCAUGGUAAGGUUAUACGCAGGCUAGUCAAUAGUUUAUCAUACUGGUAAUUUUGUAAUAUGUGGUAAAAGACGUGGUGUACGUUUGCUCUAGUCAUAUUGUAUCAUUGAAAUACUUGGUGGCCACAGCAGCCAGUAUUGUUAUUUUUCCUAUCUGGCGUGUGGAAGUAAAUCAUUAGGGAUGGAAUUCCUGAGAUUAUAGUACUUUACUUAUGUUGAAUAUUUGUAUAUAAAUUGUUACUUGAAAAUUUA